CUUUGGAGCGCGCCUACAUACAUGCAUGUCGCCGCCAGACCAGAGUCCGUCACCGGCUGUUCUCAACUGCCCACCCCUGCUACGGCACAUCAAGACAUGUCGACGGUUCCCACCUUUAUUGGCCCCCAUUUGUCCUCGUUAACGUUUUCCCCCCACAGGUCCACAUUUCCUUGGCCCGGCAGCAAAGAAGAUCAAAGCCUGCAGACGAUCUCUUCUGCACCUUGGACGGCCUUAAGCGAGCUUCCUUCUGGCCGUCGAACAUGCGCUUAAGCAGUCUGUGAUCACCUGGUGACAAGACUUUUUUUUUAUUUACGAAAGAAGGAAGGUAUGGAAACCCUGAUCGGCAAGCAUCAUUCCCUUGCCCUGACCAAAACAGAC
This is a messenger RNA of Pyricularia grisea, 378 nucleotides long. RefSeq lists its product as uncharacterized. The transcript is spliced from 2 exons. Lineage: Eukaryota; Fungi; Ascomycota; Sordariomycetes; Magnaporthales; Pyriculariaceae. Bases 22 to 270 code for a protein of 82 amino acids. The record is from RefSeq and is a predicted model, not a curated record.